ACAUCUGGUCCGAGACCAACGCGAGCGACUGUCACUGGCAGCUCCCUGCGCCUCUCAGCCCCGGCCGGGCCCCUGCGCUUGGCGUGCUGACACCAUGCUCCGCGUUCUGCUCCUUGGAGUACUGGCCCCCGCCGGCCUCGGGUUCCCCGUGCUCCCUGAAGCGCAGCCCCUAGGCAGCCAGUGCGUCGAGCAUGACUGCUUUGCGCUCUUCCGGGGCCCCGCGACCUUCCUCGCUGCCAGCCAGGCUUGCGAGCAUCUACAGGGCCACUUGAUGACCGUGCGCUCCUCGGUGGCAGCAGAGGUCAUCUCCCUGCUACUGAGCGGCGAAGGCGAUGGCCCGCGCCUCUGGAUAGGCCUGCAGCUCCCGCGCGAUUGCGUCGAGCCGCGGCACCGCGGAGCCUUGCGCGGCUUCCAGUGGGUUACAGGGGACAACCACACCAGCUACAGCAUGUGGGCGCGGCCACAGGGCGACGAGGAGCCCAUCUGCGGUACGCUGUGCGUCGCGGUCUCGGCGGCAGGGGCCCCUGUACCGGGAGAGCCAGCCUGGGAGGAGCAGCAGUGCGAAGCGGAGGCAGACGGCUUCCUCUGCGAGUUCCACUUCCCCGCCUCCUGCCAGCCGCUGGCUGUGAAGUCCGACGCCGCGGAGGCAGCCAGCUUCUCCAUCACCUACAGCACUCCGUUCGGGGCCCGUGGCGCGGACUUCCAGGCGCUGCCGGUGGGCAGCUCGGUCGCGGUGACGCCCCUUGGGGUGGAGCUGGAGUGCGCGGUGUGGCCCGGGGAGGCCCAGGCGCGCUGGGUCCGGGAGGCGCCGGGUGCCUGGGCCUGCGGCGUUGAGAACGGCGGCUGCCAGCACGCGUGCAACGGGAGCGCGGGGGAGUCGCGCUGCCUCUGCCCCGCCGACGCCGCCCUGCAGGAGGAUGGGCGUUCUUGCGAGGCGCCGGCGGAGCACCCGUGCCACCGACUCUGCGAGCAUAUCUGCUUCCACGACCCCUUGGACGCGCCCACCAACUACACAUGCUUUUGCGAGGCGGGCUACCGGCUGGCUGCCGAUGGGCAUCGGUGCGAGGACGUGGACGACUGCGCAGAGGUGCCCAGUCCGUGCCCGCAGAGCUGUGUCAACACACAGGGCGGGUUCCAGUGCCACUGCUUGCCCAACUACGAGCUCGUGGACGGCGAGUGCGUAGAGCCCGUGGACCCAUGCUUCGGCACGGACUGCGAGUACGAGUGCCAGGUGGUGGGCCGUACUGGCUACCGCUGCGUCUGCGCGGAGGGCUUCGCGCCCGUCCCCCACGCCCCGCACAGGUGCCAGAUGUUCUGCAACCAGACUUCGUGCCCUGCCGACUGCGACCCCAACAAGCAGGACAGCUGCCAGUGCCCUGACGGCUACAUCCUGGACGAGGGCUCCAUAUGCACGGACAUCGACGAGUGCAACAACGGCUACUGCCCCGGCGAGUGCCGAAACCUCCCCGGCACCUAUGAGUGCAUCUGCGGGCCCCAGCUGGACCUCGCCGGUCACGCCGGCACAGACUGCGACCCCAUCCAGGAGAACAGCCGCGAGCAGGGCGGCGGCGACGAGGACGUUGGCUCUGGAGAGCCUGCGGUGAGCCCGACUCCUGGCACCACCGCUCGCCCCUCGCCCGCCCGGCCCCUGCAUUCGGGCGUGCUGGCUGGCAUCUCCAUCGCCACCCUGUCUCUGGUCGUGGCGCUUUUGGCGCUUCUGUGUCACCUGCGCAAGAAGCAAGGCACCUCAAGGGCCGAGCUGGAGUACAAGUGCGGCGUCCCAGCCAAGGAGGUGGUGCUGCAGCACGUGGGGCAGAUGCCUCAGAAACUCUAAAGGGCCUCUCUCUUUGGCCCAGGCCGGUGGCCUUUCCCUCCCCUCCCCAGCCCUUCUCCCCAACACCCCAGCGCACUUUAGCUGGACUCAGAACUGGAGCCCCUCCCGGCUGGGGGAGGGGGGCUUGGAAGGAGUAUGGCCCCAGCCCCUUCCGUGAUGUCAAGGGACAAGUGGACAGAGGACCAUUUCAUAGGGACAGACUGCUGAGUGUCCCAUGCCCUCGCCAAGGGGCACAGGAGGGGUGAGCCUUAUUGGUUGGUGGUCUCUGGAGAGGACUUGAUCCCAGUGGACCUGUGUGUGUUAUUGACUGGUGGAUAAUGUCCAAGAUAUUUAUUUUUUAAGCAUUUAGGAUUUUUGUUGUUGUUGUUGUUCUUUUGGUUGUUUCCCUGCCCUUGUGUCUCCAACACUUAUUUUGUAUCCCUCCCUCCUUCUCUCCCUUCCCCUCUCUGUGUGUGUUAUGUCCUCCCACUCAGCAUGCCAGCCUCUGAACUGCCUUGGUGAAUGGCGCUUUCUUCAGCCCUCUGGAAGCUAUGAGGUCCAGCCCCAUUUCAUCCCUCUCAUUUCUCCCAAUUUCCCCUCCCAGGAACUCUGCCAACCCCCCUGAGCCACCCUGCCUGUGUCAGACCCUGCUUCUGCUCUUCGCUGUCUGUCUGGGCAGAACUGCUCUAAAAACACUAAAAAUAAGAGUGGUUGGGGAUUUGCUCUUGUACCUGAUUUGCUAAUUUAUCCUGAACUGUCAGGCUUCUGGAGCGAUAUCAUUUUAACAGAGGUUAAGAUGUGAAGGGCAUUUGUUAAACUCAUGUUGCUGGACCGGUCCUAGGAAUUUAGCCCCAGGAGAUUUUCACUUUUAUUUUUGAAACAAUGAACUUGGGCUUUAUUGUCGCUGGCGUUUUGAUUUGGACUGAAAAGGCGUCAUUGUUGUUAAGCUUCUUAUGCACGGUCUUUUCCCAUUAUUCCUAUAGUUAAGAGUCACUUUUGACAGUAUUGAAAAUGUUCGUUCACAUGGUUGCUCUAAGUUGAGAGAAGAUGGAAGGGCCUCCCAGGAGACAGUGGAAGAGAGUUUUGAGCUGCAGGAUUCUUGCCAAUGACCAUUUUGACUCUUCCAGUUCUUCCAAUUUGCAGCCCCAAAUAAAACCAGCUCAACCUGUUUUUUGGAUUUGGGAGCUUGGGGAUGGAGCCUGGAGCGUGCCCAACUAGGGCCUCACCUUCAUCAGGCCCUUGAGAAUUUCUCCUACUUCAAAGGGGCAUCCUAAGCCCAGCCAUUUGGAACAUUCGCCCUGGACCCUGGAGUAGAAGUGGGUUUGCCCCUGCCAACCGGUUAGGUUAGAAGGUUAGACGUGCAGACACUCCAGGCUCCAUCCCACCACCCGCAGGAGAAUGUGCAUUUUAACGAGGUUAGAAGCUGGGGUGGGUGGGGUGGGUGUGUCUGCUUAGGACAGUUUGAGGAGAGUGGUUCCAGGCAGCUUCCAACUUUCUGGAACAGAUUAACCAUGGAUCAGUAAGAAGUAGCAGCCAAGACAGGCCUUAUCUUGUCAACAAACUGAGGAAUUUUCAUCGAAUAAGUUUGCUUUCUGAUAGAAAAGCCGAGGUACACACCUUUAGACCGUUGCCACACAGGGUAUUUUGUUCAAGUAAGCUAAGAAUGAAAUGCUUCACGCUUCAGUGUAUGGAAAAAUCUGUCAUGUAUGUGUAGCUUUUGUAAUGCAAAGGUUUUCCUCUACAAUUUUGUAAACUCAGCAUAUUUGUACAGUUAUUUAUUUAUUGGAGAUAAACUAGAACACAGGCAAAACACUUGC
Messenger RNA from Sus scrofa (pig), 3630 nucleotides. It is a transcript of the gene THBD, whose product is annotated as thrombomodulin. Gene Ontology annotation, cellular component: membrane. Lineage: Eukaryota; Metazoa; Chordata; Mammalia; Artiodactyla; Suidae. Gene Ontology annotation, molecular function: calcium ion binding; transmembrane signaling receptor activity. The record is from RefSeq and is marked provisional.